UUUUUCUUUGACGGAUCUGGGUCUGUGGGGUUCACUUUCUCCAGUCCUAGAAGCGGAGUGAGCACCGUCAAAAUAAACAGCCGAUAAAAUGGAGGCACUUAAAAUGUUUCCCGGGUUUGAGUGGAUGGACGGCGGAACUAUUUUGAUAUUUCUGUGUGUUUUUGUGUUGUUGGCUGAUAUUUUGAAGAACAGAGUACCGUCAAACUUUCCUCCUGGACCGAUGGCUCUUCCUAUAAUCGGUGAUCUUCAUCGUAUCAGGCCUAGCAGGAUCCACCUGCAGUUCAAAGAGUUUGCAGAGAAGUAUGGGAAAAUUUUCAGCCUGCGGCUUUUUGGUGGACGAGUUGUGGUCAUCAAUGGCUACAAGUUUAUGAGGGAGGCCCUGGUUGAAAAAGGGGAGGACUUCAUUGAUCGCCCCGUCAUACCACUUUUUGAAGCAAUGAUGGGUGAUAAGGGUCUGGUAUUAACAAAUGGCAAUGUUUGGAAGCAACAGAGGAGAUUUGCUCUCCAUACGCUCAGAAACUUUGGAGUGGGCAAGAAAACCUUGGAGCCAUCCAUCCAGCAUGAGUGUCAUUAUCUCACUGAGGCUUUUGCUGAUCAUCAAAGCCAGCCUUUUUAUGCUUAUUCACUGAUCACCGGUGCUGUGUCCAACGUCAUCAACUGCCUGGUGUUUGGAGAACGCUACGAGUACAGUGACAAACAGUACCAGAUUAUCCUUCAGCACUUCAAACAGGUUCUCUUCUUACAGGGAACUUCAAGUGUGCAGAUUUAUAACUCACUACCCUGGCUGAUGAAGUGGCUGCCUGGAUCUCACCAAACAAUUAUAACUGUGUUCAAAAAGAUUGCUGACUUUGUAGAAAUCAAAAUCAAAGAACACAGAGAAACUUUUAACCCCUCCUCACCAAGAGACUACAUCGACUGCUUCCUUGCAGAGAUGGGUGAGAGGGAGGACAAAGAUUCUGGUUUUGAUAUUGAGGGUUUGUGUGCUUGCGCUCUGGACCUGUUUGGUGCUGGAACUGAAACGACUACAACCACUUUAAAUUGGGGACUGCUUUACAUGAUCUACUACCCUCAGAUACAAGAGAAAGUCCAGGCUGAGAUAGAUGCUGUCAUUGGUUCAUCCAGAGGACCUUCACUGAAUGACAGGGAAAACAUGCCAUAUACUAACGCUGUCGUCCAUGAAAUCCAAAGAAUGGCGGAUAUCGUUCCCCUUAAUGUGGUCCGCAUGGCAUCCAAGGACACCACACUGGACAAGUACUCGAUCCCAAAGGGCACCAUUAUCAUGCCCACCCUGAACUCAGUUCUACAUGAUGAGACCAUGUGGGAAACUCCACACACCUUCAACCCUCAACACUUCCUGGAUCAAGAUGGCAAAUUUAGGAAGAGGGAUGCCUUCCUUCCUUUUUCAACAGGGAAGCGUGUUUGCCUCGGGGAGCCGCUGGCCAAGAUGGAAAUAUUCCUCUUUUUCACUUCACUUCUUCAGAGGUUUUCUUUCUGUGCUGCUGAUGGAGAACAGCCCAGUCUGGAUUACGAUUUAGGUUUCACUCGCAAAACCAAACCUUACCGUCUCUGUGCUUUGGCAAGAUCUAAUGUGAUGAAGUUAAAAAUCAAGCUAGCACAAAUAAACUUACUGAUGGAGAUAAUUAAAAGGUUACUCGUGUUUGAGUGGAUGGACUACUUUAGUAUUUUGAUAUUUUUAUUUGUUUUCGUGUUAUUGACCGAUGUUUUGAAGAACAGAGUGCCGAAGAACUUUCCUCCUGGACCGUGGGCUCUUCCACUGAUCGGUGAUCUUCAUCGCAUCGACCCAGGCAAGAUUCAUCUGCAGUUCACUAAGUUUGCAGAGAAAUAUGGAAACAUUUUCAGCCUGCGGCUCUUUGGUGGACGAGUGGUAAUCCUUAACGGCUACAAGAGCAUGAGGGAGGCCCUGGUCCUAAAAGGGGAGGACUAUGUAGAUCGCCCACUUGUACCACUUUUUGAAGCAAUGAAUGAGAAUAGAGGUCUCUUGUUAACAAAUGGCAAUCUGUGGAGGCAACAGAGGAGAUUUGCUCUUCAUACUCUCAAAAACUUUGGAGCAGGCAAGAAAACCCUGGAGCCAUCCAUCCAACUGGAGUGUCAAUAUCUCAUUGAUGCUUUUGCGGAUCAGCAAGGCCAGCCUUUUAAUGCCCAGGACCUAAUAAAUAAUGCUGUAUCCAACAUCAUCUGCUGCCUGGUGUUUGGAGAUCGCUUUGAAUACACUGAUGAGCAGUUCCAGAGUAUUCUUGAAGAUUUCAAAGAGACUAUGUACUUACAAGGAGGUUUUUGGGCACAGAUGUUUAAUAUGUUACCCUGGCUGAUGAAGUGGCUGCCUGGACCUCAUCAGAAGAUUUUCAUCAUGUAUCGAAGGAUUAGUGACUUUGUGAAAGUUAAAAUCAAAGAACACCAAGAAAGCUUUGACCCAUCCUCACCAAGAGACUACAUCGACUGCUUCCUCACAGAGAUGGGAGAGGUGAAGACUUUCUGUUUAUUGUGUUUGUUCCUGAUUUUCUGAGUUUCAUCUCAGAUAUCUAUCUUGUACAAUGGCUCAUAUUGUUUUCUGUUUUCACUUUACACAGAGAAAGUCCAUGCUGAGAUUGACACUGUCAUUGGCUCAUCCAGACUACCCUCACUAAAUGACAGGGAAGACAUGCACUAUACUAACGCUGUGGUUCAUGAAAUCCAAAGAAUGGCGGACAUCCUUCCAAUAAAUGUGGUCCGCAUGACAUCCAAGGACACUACACUGGACAAGUACUCGAUCCCAAAGGGCACCAUUAUCCUUUCCACCCUGAGCUCAGUUCUACAUGAUGAGACCAUGUGGGAAACUCCACACACCUUCAACCCUCAACACUUCCUGGAUCAAGAUGGCCAGUUUAGGAAGAGAGAUGCCUUCCUUCCUUUUUCAGCAGGGAAGCGUUUGUGCCUUGGGGAGCAGCUGGCCAAGAUGGAAAUAUUCCUCUUUUUCACUUCACUUCUUCAGAGGUUUUCUCUCUCUGCGCCUGAUGGAGAACAGCCCAGCCUGGAUUACGUUUUAGGAUUCAGUCGCACUCCCAAACCUUACCACCUCUGUGCUGUACCACAUUAGCACGCAAAAUCACGUGUCUGUUGAGGGGAUUUCAUUGUCAAUGUUGCAUAAGGUGGGCACAGUUAACCACAUUAAUUGACAUUAAACUUGCUGACAGUUGACAGUGUGCCUCCAGACCAUCAGUGCUUUUGCUUCUGAUUAUUGUAUUUUUAUUUACACUGCUUCUUUAAGUAUUAAUCAUGCUAUGCGUGAUAUAUAUUUUGACCAUGUAAAACUGUAUCGAGAUCCAGCUGCAAUCUUCACAUCCUUCAGACCACCAACAAAAAAGUAAUGAUUUGUAGAGUCAUUUAACUUUGCAUUUACAUAUAUUGACUUUAAAACAAUGUUAGCAUCAACUGAUUAAUUUCAAGUUUUGAUGCCUAAUACUUUUUGCCCUCUCAUUGAAAAAAAUGACUUUUCCUCACUCAUGCCAAUUGAUUAAAAUGGUCAGUUCUAAAAAAUAACUAUAUUCAUCACGCAUUAAAGAACAGGGAAGAUGUUUUUUAAAAGCUGAUUAAGAGAUAUUUAGAUCUUUUGUGUUUAGUACAAUGGUCCUGGUUGAGGGUUCAAUUCCUGGUCCUGGUACUGUGUGAUGCAUGUCUUCCCCCCUCUCUUUCAUGUUUCUUCAGCUUUC
Messenger RNA from Cheilinus undulatus (humphead wrasse), 3707 nucleotides. Its product is annotated as cytochrome P450 daf-9-like. Gene Ontology annotation, cellular component: intracellular membrane-bounded organelle; cytoplasm. Gene Ontology annotation, biological process: xenobiotic metabolic process. Gene Ontology annotation, molecular function: heme binding; iron ion binding; oxidoreductase activity, acting on paired donors, with incorporation or reduction of molecular oxygen, reduced flavin or flavoprotein as one donor, and incorporation of one atom of oxygen. The record is from RefSeq and is a predicted model, not a curated record. NCBI's taxonomy places the organism in Eukaryota, Metazoa, Chordata, Actinopteri, Labriformes, Labridae.